CUACCGCGGGAGAACUGGAGUAAAUGGCGGGAUUGUCGACCCACCGUAAUUCCUCAUGAAUGAAACAAGUGUAUGUUUAUCAAUUAUUAUCUAUCUAUCUAUCUAUCUAUCUAUCUAUCUAUCUAUCUAUCUAUCUAUCUAUCUAUCUAUCUAUCUAUCUAUCUAUCUAUCUAUCUAUCUAUCUAUCUAUCUAUCUAUCUAUCUAUCUAUCUAUCUAUUUAGCGAGCUAGCUAUUAUCUUGCCGCUAACAAGUUCGCUAAUUUAGCUAGCCGUUUUGCUAACUCGCGAAAAUGUCCAUUUUUUUCGUUUCUAGUGAGAAAAGUAAACGUCGCUACUCUAAGUACGAUCCGAAAACUUAACUUUAUUUACAUAAAAAUGUGUUUCAGUGCCUUUUGGGUUGUUGAAAUGAGUUGGUUCCGAUGAACUAAUGUAUAUAGCGCAAACGUUGGAAAACUACAACUCCCAGAGUUCCGUAGGUGUAACGCGAAGCUACGGGAAGUCGGACGUUUUUUUUUUUUUUUUUUUUUUUGACAGCAGUCGCAGUCAGCCUGCGGACUGGGAAGCAACACAAACACACACAGACGCACGCACAGCGGCUGGAGCUGCAGAGGCGUGCGAGCGCUCGCUCGUCUCUUCGGCUCCUUCCUCCACCACGUCACCGAACCAGGACGUUGCUCAUCUCCAUCUGCUUGUUUUUUUUUCAUUCUUCCUUUUUCUUGACUGCCGUCGCCAUGAGGAGCUGACCGCGGGCAUGCCGCGCAGCCAGCCCGGCAACGGCGCCCCUGCUCGGGCGAGGAGCGGAGCGUCGGUCCGCCGCUGAGCACCAUCACCCGACCGACUGUUGGAACACAACAGCAGCAGCAGCUCAUCUUGCAGAGGCAACAGGGCCGCUUCUGCUUCUGCCGCGAGAGAAGGAGAGAGAGACGCUCGUCGUUGCUACCAUGGGCAACGCACGGAGCAGAGGGGAUGCGGCUGGAGAGACACAAAGUGUGCGAAUCGCUGCUGCCCACUGCAGUAUUGAUGACCCGAUGAUCCCCUGCAGAACUCUGCCAGCCGGGCAGACGGAGUGAGGUGAGCCCCGGAAUCCGAAUCAGCCGGCGAGCCGGCGGCGGCGAACGGAGGAGCGGGACGUGAAUGGUGGUUGAAUCGUCUUGGCAACGCUAUCGGACGUCAGAAGAGAGGCCCGCUCGAUGCCCACUGGAUGAGCGGCGAGGGGAAAAGGCUGCGAGCUCUUGUCCAAAGGGCUCCUGGCUCACCAUGCCCUGCCGCCGGUGACCGCCGGUGACUGCCGGUGAACCCCGACCCCCUUCCUGCGCAAGCCCCACGCUGGCCAACGGCGGGCACCCCACCUACCCACCGGGACGGGCCGCGACCGGCGCCGAGCUGCUCGGAAGCAUGCAAACGCACGUCGACAGGCACACGCUUUCCCACGCCAAUUUGGACUCUUGCGGUUCUGUCGGCACCCAACAGUCCAGAACUCUCCGCACGGCGCCACCUCAGGCCUUGUCUUUAGCGCUCGGCAAUCAUCCGGCCUCGGCCAAUCGGGCUGCAGAAAUGGACGUACCAGCAAAUGUUUGUCCGAACGCCGGGGAACGCUCGUCCCCUCUCAUUGUGGAGGCCGAGAGGAAGUACGCGCUGCGCAGCUCCGGACGUUCCCGCUUCCCAUGUCACGUGCGCAAAUCCUCCCGGCUCCGUCGAACCCCGGAGGACGGCGAGAGGAGGGCCGAGAGGGAGAGAGCGGACGAAGACUCGGCGGAAGCUUCCGAGGAGAAGAUCUGGAGGGUUAAAGAAGAGGAGCUGGCGGAGGAAAAUGUCCCGAAAAAAGAGCAACCAGCAAUGGAGGCUGUCAUCGCCGCAGCUUCCUGCCCCGCAGACGUUCCUCUCGCCCUAACUCUACCAAAACCCGUACCUAAAGUAAGCCCAAAACCCGCACCCCGACUCGGGCACAGACCUGGACCUAAAUCUCGCUCGAGGCCCGCUCCCAAGUCAGUCCAGAGACCCGGUCCUAAAAGUGUGAUGAGACAGCGUCUGGCAGUGCAGGCGGCGUUGCAGUGUGCCGCCGCCGCCGCCGCCGCUCAUCUCCCGCCGGUGCCGCUCGUGAAAAAGGAGGUGCAGAUUUUCUCUCCCAACGGUCGGCGGUGCGGACGUUUUGUCGGAGUGAGGCGGAUCGUGGUCAAGGUGGCUCGCAUUCCUGUCAACCUCGGCCGGAGACAGAAAAGCUACAAGAUCUCCAAUUUGGAGACGAUUGCGGCGCCGGAGAAGGGCAACAGCGUCCCUGCGGAGGGCCCCGAAGUGGCGAAGGAGACCACGGCGUUCCUCCGUAUGAAGAACAACGGCAAGAGCGUCAUGGUCAUGUUCCCGCCCGGAGAGCUGCCGCUCAUCAUUAAGCGCAGGCGGGGGCGACCGCCCAAACAGCCGGUGGUGAUGGUACCGGGGGAGGCCCCUGCGCCGUGCGCCGACGGAGACCAGCUCAAGAAGCCCCGCAGGAGGCGGCGGACCAAACUCCCUUGUCCGUAUCCAUCGUACGUCGGUGACACAAACGACGUGAAGACCGAGUACGGGGACGUCCUAUCCAAACUGGCCUUUUUGAACCGCCAGCCGCCCGCCACCGGCCGAUGCUCCCCCCCCCGCUGUUGGACGCCGAGCGAGCCGGAAAGCUUUCACACCCCGUCGGAAAACCCGGGAAUAUCCACCCUGCUGCACCGGCUCACCGGAUUUCGACGGCCCCGGGGCAGCAGAGGAGGGGGCGCCGGGAGGGGCGGCGGCGCUGCAGGGGGCGCCGGGGGCGGCGAGCACAACAAGAGCACCUUCUGUGACUUCUUUGAGUCCAUCGGCAAGAAGCGCAAACUGAGCCCACUCUCUGAGCACGGAUUACCCAGAAAAAGGGGGAAGGGCGUUGGGGGCGUCGGCCGAGGGGGGGGUGUGGUCGGAACCGGGCUCGGGAGUGAGAAGACGGUAAGAAAGAGACGGGUGAGGAAAAACGGCACAUUGAAAGGGGAGGGGCUGUGCACGGGACCGGACUGGCCCAAUGGUUCAGGGGGCUGGGGCGAGGAGGACGCUGACAAACGCUACCAGCUGUGCGGCUCCACUAGGGGGGGCUUCCCCUCCUGCGAGGUCGGCAGGAGGGACGCCUACUGCCGAGGAAGCAAGGGGGUCCGGCAAGCUGGGGAGGACUCGCAAAGUCUGUUUGCAGGAUAUUUCCGGUCCCUGCUGGACUCGGAUGACUCGUCUGAACUUUUGGAGAUCGCGCAUUCAAACGCACGCAAAGCUUCAUCCGCUCACGGUUUUGAAGCAUCCAGCCUGGCGACGGGUCACCGAUGGUCCCCAGGCAUCCCCAAAUGGGGACCCAACGGAGCGAGUUCCGUAGCGGAAGGUCCCACGCAGAUGCAUUGCUUCUCAGCCGGGCCUCCUUACAACUUUGCCAGCCAGACUCAAACGUCGCCCACCCCUUCCAGCUACCCCAAAUCCACCCCUCCGUCCAUCUCGCACUCUCCCUGCUCCCCUCACCCCGCCGGCUACGGCCACUACUCUCCCGCCUACGCCCCCCCUUCUUGCGGCGGGCCCCAGAGAUCCUCGGACUGCAGUUUUUCAUACAGCGGCAGCGGAAAAAACGGAGUCCUCGACCGCGGUCAGAUGGGCUACUCCGGCUACCAGGUGGCGGCCAGGAAGGGCUACGGUGCAAGUCCCGCCGCUGGGCCCAUGUCGCCGGGUGGAGGGUACAUGUCGGUGGCCAAAGGGAGCCCCUUUAGCUCCUCAUCCUCACCAGAGUGUUACAAACAGUACAACAGCAACCAGUGGAGCUUCAGACAAAGUUACGGUGGGUGGUCAGCCGACAAUUUUGGACCUCAGGCUUACAGUGAAUACGGCUCCAGUGAAUCAAAGGACAUCUUGGACAUCUCCAACUACACCCCCCAGAACGCCAAGAGACCCGCUUUCCCCGAGAGUCUGUCGGAGUCCUCCUCCGACUCGUCGCAUCCGGGUUCGGGGGCGGCCGGGAGUGGCCCUCCUUCCAUGGGGGGCGUCUUAAAGCAGAGCGAGGCGGCCGGCGGGGACGGAGCUCAGUCCAGCCUGUCCAGCCUGGAAAAGCUGAUGAUCGACUGGCACGAGAGCGCCUCGGCGCCCUCCUACAACUGGAGCCAGAAUGUCCUCUUCCAAGGCAGCGGGACCAGCAAGCCCGGCCGGGGGCGCAGGAAACGGACGGAACAGCCGGAAAAAGACGGGGGCUCCGUUUUGCACACGGAUUCCCCGUCCAGUCCCUCACCAACGAUCACACCCAAGCGUGGAGGGGGCGGGGGGCGGGGCCGAGGUUCCAGAGGAGGCCGGGGGGGGAUGUCCGGGUGCCCGAGAGAGCGUCUUUCGGGUUCCAAAGGGAGGGGGAAAGCUGCCGCGGCUUCUUCGGGUCUGGAGACUUCUGCCGUAUUCCAGGAGGGUCUGGACUAUUACAGCGGAGACAGUAGCAGCCUCUCUCCCUUGGCUACGCCCAAUUCCGCACCGCCUUCCAGCUACCUCCAGGACCCCUGCGAGUACCCGUCCCCUUAUUCGGCCAACCCCUCCACGCCAUCUUCUGAGGAGCGCUAUCCAGCCUUGUACCCCGGAGAGUCCUCCUCGUCGCUGUCACCCGGUGUGUCGUCUCCCCCUUACGCUGCCAAACCUCAGUCCUACCACCUCGUUUCUUCUCGAACCUUUUCCCCGUCCUGCUCCCCUCUGCCGCGGGCGACAGCCCACUGCAGCUCGGCCAUGAGCCCCUCGUACCGCCCCCCUCCCAAAGAAGCGGCGUUCUCUCAGUACGACUCGCCCAGCUACUGCGGCUCGCCGUACUGGUACGGACAGACGUCGCACAGCAGCACGCCCAGCCCGAGCACCCACCCGCACACGAGUCCGCACGCCGGCACUCACGGGAACCUGCUGGCGAGCCCCAACGCGCACAUGAACCCGCCGCCCCACGACCCGCAGCAUCAUCUUAGCUCCCACGCCAAGCCCUACGCCGCCGGCGCCCUCGCUCACACGCACGUCAACAAUCAGCCCCAGGCCGCCGCCCACUCGGCGCCCUCGCUCUACGACGAGUGCGGCGCCGCGACCGCCCACAAGCAAGAGCUGAUGCGGCGGCAGGGCCUUCUGACGCCGCCCCCCUUCGCCAAAAGCGCCCCGGAGGAGGACUCCGGCGCUUACUCGCUGUCCCAGCUUUCCUGCCAAGCCGCGGGGCACCGCUACCCAUCGCAGGCGUCGCAGCAGGGAGGCGGGGUGCUGUGCCAGCUUCUGGAGCAGGGCCACGACGACGGCUUCAGCGUGACCAGUCUGUAACAGCAGGUGCGUUCAAUCGACGCUUUUGGAAGCAUUUUGCCCCCCCCCCGACCCCCCCCCCCCCCUUUACCUCGCUUUUGUACGCUUUGACUUCUUUGUGGAAGACUGGAAGGGUGAGAAUUUUUAGCUGCCAGCUUUCUUGGGGACAUUGAAGCUUUAAUUCUCCGGCACUGACAAUCAAGAUCAACCUGCGAGCACACGCACGGACGCAACGUGCGCAAAGAGUCAUGCAAGUCGGACUCCAAACGGUUCCGUUUUUUUUUUUUUUUUCUUUUUUUUUUUCCCCGGGGUAUCUUUUUUCCCCCCCCGUUGCUUUCUUUGUUCCCGCCUCUCGCCGCUGCGCACGCUUUUGAAAACGCCCCCCCUCCUCGUGUGGACCCCCACCCCUUGCCGCUCUUGAGACACCAGCAUCUGUACAUACUCUCCUACAUGCUCUUCUGCGCCCCGUCUCUUGCUGUCUCGACUCCGCCCGAAGGACCCCAGAGUUCCGUGCGUUGUGCGCGCCUCUGCGGGGGUCCCAACGAGUGGGCUUUCUUUCACUCGCUCCCUUCUUCUUUCUGUUCUGUGGUCUCGUUGUUGUCGUUCGGUGGGUUUUUUGUGACGCGAAAUCCCCCCUUCCCCCCUCCCAAAAAAAAAAAAAAAAGAAGUUGUAUAUCUGUCCGUUACAUAUGUAUGUAUGUAUGUAACCGAGGUGCAAAAAUAUUUAAAUACACAUUCUGUUCUUGCCAUUGGUAACGUGGCGUGUGCGUGCGGUGUCUAAUUCGCGCCCUUCUGAGGGAUUAUGACGAGGCGGCAAGUUGGGGUUUAACUCCGGCUGUCUGGGAGCGAGAGCGAGAGUGCAGGCGAGGACAGAAAUUGGGGAGGGGAGGAGGCGGCAAGCGUGAGGGGAACGGAUGGCCGCUCGGCAGGAAAUCCGAGCGCUUCGGAUUCACCGCUCCAGCGGCUCGACAGACGGGCCACCCGAUUGGCCGCGUCUGGCGUGUACUGUACGCACAGUUUGUCGACAGGCUGACGAAACGGGUGCGCCUGCCGGGGCGCGGCGAUAGGAGGGCGCCCCAAAACGCCGCAGAACGACGUGACUCUGAACUCGGUGAGCGACAGACGUUUUCACGGCCGGGGUGUGCAUUUCGCCAGACGUUCAAAAGCGUUCGUUAGGAAAAAGAAAGGAGGGGGAAAAAAAAAAAAAAAGUUUGUUCCUGGCUUUUUACGUUCCUUUAUCAUCAGCAUGGGUCGGUUUCUGAAUGAAAAGCGGAAAUUCAAUAUUUUCUCCCGCAAACAAAAUAUGGAGACCUGGACUAAGUCCUCUGAUUCUAAUUUGUACUGUACAGCAGCUGCAGCCAAAUGCAGGACCUGAGAGAAACCAUAUUUGGUCAUUUCAAAUGGAAGAAUUUGGGGAAUAUGUUGCUCAACUCAUUUUCAUCAUUUCCAAAAAAAUGACCAUUGAAUUCCUGAUGUUCUGUCAUUCAGUUUUUGCGUAAAGAGAAGCUACAGGAAAAGAAAACACGACCUUCCAGGUGCCCUAGAAAGGGUUAAUCACUAUCUUCUGCUGUUGCUAGGUGAUAACAUCUGCAGUGUGCGCACUAUUAUUUUUUCAUCUUAAUUCAUGGCUCUUUGUUAUUAUCACAAAAAAAAUGUGUAGCUAAAACUAACAUUAGUGUACCGGCAGACCUGACUCCAUUUUUUUUUAAUAUUCCUGCGU
Messenger RNA from Syngnathoides biaculeatus (alligator pipefish), 7000 nucleotides. It is a transcript of the gene ahdc1, whose product is annotated as AT hook, DNA binding motif, containing 1. Bases 1396 to 5301 code for a protein of 1301 amino acids. NCBI's taxonomy places the organism in Eukaryota, Metazoa, Chordata, Actinopteri, Syngnathiformes, Syngnathidae. The transcript is spliced from 7 exons. The record is from RefSeq and is a predicted model, not a curated record.